This is a messenger RNA of Parastagonospora nodorum SN15, 4845 nucleotides long. RefSeq lists its product as hypothetical. NCBI's taxonomy places the organism in Eukaryota, Fungi, Ascomycota, Dothideomycetes, Pleosporales, Phaeosphaeriaceae. Gene Ontology annotation, molecular function: beta-glucosidase activity. The coding region runs from base 1 to 4845 and encodes 1614 amino acids. The transcript is spliced from 8 exons. Gene Ontology annotation, biological process: glucan catabolic process. The record is from RefSeq and is a predicted model, not a curated record.
AUGCUUUCUAUCAAGACUGCAUUCCUCCUAGGAAAUCUCUUCUAUCUUCCUUCGAGCGCAUACGAUCUCGUUCGAAGACAGCAGGCCGCCAAUGCCACCUACAAGGACCCAUCGGCCUCGGUCGACGACAGGGUGGCUGAUUUACUCUCGCGCAUGACCAUCGAGGAGAAAACUGCUCAACUAAUCCAAGGCGACAUCUCGAAUUGGAUGAACACCACGACCAAAGCGUUCAACGACACCGGACUGGAAUGGAACUUCAGAGCUCGCGCCGGGCAGUUCUACGUCGGAUAUGCAAUGCCGCCCGAAUGGAUUAGCGAGGGUACAAAGCGCGCGCAGGACUACCUUGUGCACAAUACGACCCUGGGUAUUCCUGCAUUGGUCCAGACAGAAGGCAUUCAUGGCGUUCUGUAUGGCAAUGCAACGAUCUUCAACAGCCCCAUCGCGCAUGCAUGUUCAUGGGAUCCGGAGCUCAUCCACGACAUGGCUGUCGCAAUCGGAAAGGAAAGUCAGGCCCAUGGAAUCAAUCAGAUCUUUGCACCAGUGGCUGAUCUCGCGCGCGAGUUAAGAUUCGGUAGAGUGGAAGAGACGUAUGGCGAGGAUGGCUUCCUCGCGGGUGAGAUGUCGUACGAAUACGUCAAGGGCAUCCAGAGUUUGAAUGUCAGUGCGACAGUGAAGCAUUUCGCCGGGUUCAGUGCGCCGGAGCAGGGACUCAACACGGGACCUGUGCAUGGAGGAGAGCGAGAGCUGCGCACGACUUGGCUGCCCUCGUUUAAGCCUGAUGGGCACCUUCAAGAGACGAUUUUGCGUGAUGAGUGGGGCUACAAGUACUUCGUCACUUCUGAUGCGGGAGCGACUGACCGCCUGUGUUGCGCCUUCAAGCUCUGCCAGUGCAAGACGGCUACCAAGCCGAUUGACAAAGAGGCAGUAACCUUGAUGACUCUCCCCAAUGGCAAUGACGUAGAGAUGGGCGGUGGCUCGUACAACUUCGAGACCAUUCCAAAACUCGUCAAAGACGGCAAGCUGGAUAUUGAAGUGGUCGACCGCGCAGUGUCACGACAACUCCGAGCCAAAUUUGCAAUGGGCUUAUUCGAGAAUCCAUACCAAGGCCUGCCGCCGAACGCAACAAAGUCUGUUGUUCAUACAGAAGAACAUGUCAAGCUCGCCCGCACGAUCGAAGCUGAUUCAAUCGUCCUGCUCGAGAACAAGAAGAAGAUACUGCCAUUGUCCAAAUCCUCCAAGAUUGCUGUCAUCGGACCCAUGGCGAACAUCACCAAUCUCGGUGACUACGUCGUCUACCGUUCGCAAUACAACCCAACCAAUGUGACACCCCUCCAAGGUAUUCAGCAGGCCACAAAUGGCACUGUUACGUAUGCACAAGGCUGUGAGCGGUGGUCGAACGAUCAGUCCGGCUUCCCUGCUGCAGUAUCCGCUGCAGAAGCCGCCGAUGUGGCUGUCGUCGUGGUCGGCACUUGGUCCCGCGACCAGAAUGAGCUAUGGCAAGGUUUGAAUGCUACCACCGGCGAACACGUCGACGUCGCUUCAUUGAACCUCGUCGGCGCAAUGGGCCCGCUCGUGCAAGCCAUCAUCGAGACUGGCAAGCCGACCAUCGUAGUCUACUCAUCUGGCAAGCCCAUCACCGAGCCCUGGAUUUCUGAAAAUGCAGCGGCUCUACUGCAGCAAUUCUACCCUGGCGAACAAGGCGGUAAUGGGUUGGCUGACGUUCUGUUCGGCGAUGUCAGCCCCUCUGGCAAGCUCGCAGUUUCAUUUCCACACGAUGUAGGCACGCUUCCUGUCUACUACGAUUACUUGAACUCUGGACGAUCGACCGAUGCUGGUGCGGUAAUGACCAACGGCACGUUGAAGUUUGGUCAUCAAUAUGUCCUCAAUACGCCUCAGCCGUUGUACGAGUUCGGCUAUGGGCUCUCUUACGCGAAUUUCACUUAUUCCAACGUCACGCUUUCGAAGACUGAAGUCAGCCCCGACGACACAAUCACUGCGACUGUCAGUGUUACGAACACAUCGCCCGUCGAUGGAAAAGAAGUGGUGCAGGUAUAUAUCCAGGACGUACUGGCAAGCAUCGUGGUGCCAAACAUGGAGCUGAAAGGCUUCAAGAAAGUGUCGGUUAAGGCUGGAGAGACAGUUGAGGCGAAAAUAGAGCUCAAUGUGGGCAAUUGGGGGCUGUGGGAUAGGAAGAUGCAAUAUGUGGUUGAGAAGGGCGAGUUUGUUGUGCAUGUCGGUGCCAGUUCGAAAAAUCUGAGGGGCAACGCGACUGUAACAGUGCCCCGCGCCAAUAUUCUCGGUGUCGUCCUGAAGGCCCAUUCACCCAGAAUUGGAGCUUCGGCGCUUGGGCUCCGCAUACUCGCACCUAGCCAAUCCUCCACCUCCACCUCUACACCACAACUCUUAUUCCCCUUGUCUCUUCGUAUCAGCGUGCUGAGCAUCAUGGAUAGCUCAUCUCUAUCAGAGGGAGAGCGCAUCGCGUAUGAGGAAGAUGAUGGUCGUUUCGACGUGACCAUUGAGGACGAUGAUCUCCAGGAAAUCGUGCACAGCAAGAAGCUCCACCUGGCUGUCAACCCCAAGUACGGACAAGACUCAAAGUCAACACUGACAUGCAACAGGAGAGAUGGUAUCAUGAAGAAGAACUCCAUGUCGCACGCCACGUUCCGCGCCAAUCUUGAAGUUAAAAAAGAGCCUGGCCUCAUCGAGAUUUGCAGCUACCGAUCUCAGGGACAUGCCAAUGAUAAAAAGCUCCUCGGCUUCAUCCGCUUCAAGUACGACAAGGCUACGCUUGCUGGUGUUCUCACCAUCAGCAACUUCGAUGCGCGCCUUCAACUUUGGCACUUCAUGUUCGGCGGCACCACCAAAGACAAGGACACGACACAGACAGGUCAGCAUGGAGAAGGCAUGAAGAUGGCGAUUCUCAUCUUCCGGAAGCAUCCCAAUAAUCACACUAUGCGCAUCGAAGCUUCCGGGUUCUCUUGGGCCUUCAACUUCGAUGGCCAGAGACAGCUAGUCUGCAACUUGACGCGGAUCGGUAAGGAGCGAAUCAGGAAAGAGAAGCUAGCAGUGCAUGGUCAGCCGCGGACCACGGACGCACGCUGCUGGUCGGAUGUCUCCAUUGUGAUUGGUGAGCCGAGAUUGCAAGUUGAUGGGACAGGCAUGCAGGUAAGGAGUAAUAAGAAGAUUCUUCUCUCUGAUUUUGAGCAGUGGCUGGAAAUCUGUCUCGACUUCAAGAAUCCCAAGACGGUGCCGACGAAGACUGGCGAGCUCAUUCUCGACGGGGAUUGUGCGAAUAAGCUCUAUCUUCAAGGAAUUCACUUGUCUAGUAGCUCGAAUGCACCCAAGAGCUACCGCUUCGGCUACAACUUUUUUCAAGGGUACACGGACCGCGAGCGUCGUGUUAUCGGACACGACGGCAAGAAAUGGAGCGAACCAAGCCUUGUCAAUGCAAUCUGGGCGGAGGUACUAGAUACCAAAAAAGAAGAGUACAUCGACAUAUAUACUAAUAUGAUGCUCGAGAGUACGGACAAGGUCGCUGAUGUUACGUUGGCCGUCAAUGGGUACUGGCUCCCGCGCGAGGUGAUUUGCAAGGUGUGGAAACAGAUGCGAAGCAUGAACGUCGGUGAGGAUGGCCGGCCAGCAUUCUAUCAUGCACCAGACUUGAGGAGCAAUCACAAGACUGACAUGUACAAGGACAUCAACGUCGUCACCAACAAUCUUGACAUGCAUCCUCAUCGCAUUCCUGAGGAUGUGUGGAAGAUGCUUCGCUCUUACAAACUCUGCCGGACACCACAAGAAGAGCUAGAAGAUCGGUUCAAAAAUUCCGAGCCAGUGUCUUUGCCGGAUACACCAUUUGCGCAGAACUUGCACUGGAUGUUGCGGUGUUGUCUCGUUUCACGCUCAGAUACGGAGGCCAUGACAAUCGAGUAUGUCCGUGGCCAAGGACUUGGAAUCGAUGCGGCUGUAUUCGGCACCCAGAUCAAAGUAAGCGAUCGCUUCUUGACUUACACGGACGCGCACAGCAUGGAGACAUGCGGUGAUCCAGAGCCAAACGAUACGGUCCCCUUCUCAUGUGAUCAUCUUGUCCUAGAGCUGUGGAGCAACCUCUUGGCUCUGCUUCCGUCUACGACUGCUUCGCUCUUCGAUACCAAAGCAGAGCAUCGCACCAAGAGCCUGAUGGCCAAACGCCUUUCUCAGAUGCCAAGAAUGAUCACAUGCGCUCAGACUGUCCGCAGAGGCGAGCUCAGAGUGACUUGGGAGUCCAACGAGUCGGCUCGAAACAGUGACCGCCCAGUGGUAGUUGUUGUUCACAAGGUAGGGUAUUUUGGAUGUCACUGUCCCUUCCAGCUGUCUAAGAUCGGAAGUCGUACCAUAGUGUUCAAAGAUCUCGUGGUGGAGGAGUACUAUGCUACAGUUUCAUGCACAAUCCAGAACUCCUUCUCCAUUGGUGUGCAGCUGAGCUCUACUCCGUUCAGAUCUGGUCGGUCGCAGGAGAUGUUCGAUUCGUCAAGCCAGGCUUCACCCACUCUCAGCGUCACGGCAUCUUCCCGCCCGGAAAGCUAUACGAUCGGAACCAGAGUAGACCAUCGAGAGCUCAAGUGGGACUCUGGCUUUCCGGGAAGUCACGAGUUCUACUAUGCUCAGGGUAGAAUAGACAACGUAUAUAUUGCCCGUCCCCGCGAUACCGGUAUUAACGAGAAUGGAAAGCGACCACAACAAGGACUCGCGGAGGAUACGUCGGCGAAGAAAGCAAGGCAUAUCUUCGGCAAGACAGGCUGGAGUGCUUCUCUCCCAGGUACCGCUGCAUCAGGUCUUUUGGCUGGAAGAGAAAGGCCCGGAGCUUGA